AAUCCCUGGUUUGAAGGAAAUGUUUUUGUGGCAAAUCUCCCUAUGGCCACAUCUGCUUCAACUCUUGGGAAGGAGCCAAUGUCAUCUUGCCCACCAAAUCCAACUAUUGUUGGAGCUUCUGGGACAAAACUAGUUGUUCUAAAUGUUGGUGUUGCUACAGUUCAGUCUAAUGAAAAUGAUCAAGUAGAGACUCAAGUUGUCAAGCUAAUCACAAAGGAUGAAGACAAGGCAAUUAAAGCAAAGGUGCAGUUGACAGAGGAAACACUAAAAUCGAUGCAAGGUGUCCAAACUAAUAAACCAGUUGACAUCUCAUCUUUAUGCUUUUUCCCAAACGUUCAACUGCCCCGUAAGUUUAAAUUGCCUGAAUUUGAUAAGUACAACAACAUCGAUUGUCCUUAUGCUCAGUUGACAAUGUACUGCAAGAAGAUGGCUCCUUAUGCCAAUGAUAAGAAGCUAAUGAUACAUUAUUUUCAAGACAGUCUGACAGGUCUUGUUGAUACUUGGUUCUCAACUUUAAACAAGAGUAAAGUUAAGAGUUGGCAUGAUUUAACUCAUAACUUUAUGAAGCAAUAUGAAUACAACACAUCAUUAGCUUCUAAUAGAGAGGAUCUUCAAAAAGCGGAAAAGAAAUCAAGUGAGAACUUUAAGGAAUUUGCUCAGGGAUGGCGUGGAUUGGCUGCUUGAGUUCAACCUUCAUUGACUGAUCAUGAAUUAAGUAAUUUAUUCAUCAAGUCAACCAAAGGGCCUUAUCGUGUGAAGUUAAUAACUUGUGUGAAUUACACUUUUGCCCAGUUGGUUGUUGUGGGAGAUCAAGUGGAGGAUGGAAUCAAGUCUAGAAUUAUCA
This is a messenger RNA of Rubroshorea leprosula, 844 nucleotides long. NCBI's taxonomy places the organism in Eukaryota, Viridiplantae, Streptophyta, Magnoliopsida, Malvales, Dipterocarpaceae. The record is from the annotation of a GenBank genome assembly.